ACUCUAUCCCACCCCCUCUUAGUCAUCCCCCACUCCCGCCCGCCGCCGCCACCACUAAACCCUAGCGCGCCGCCGCUCCUUCCACCCGGAUCCCUGCGCAGAGCCGCGCCACCGCGCACCGGAUCCGCCAGCCAUGUCGUCAGGCGGAGGCAAGGGCGGCGGGGCCAAGGGAGGCGCCGCCAAGGGCGGGGGAGGGGGGAAGAAGAAGGAGGUUAAGAAGGAGACGAAGCUCGGGAUGGCGUACAAGAAGGACGACAACUUCGGGGAGUGGUACUCCGAGGUUGUUGUUAACAGUGAAAUGAUCGAGUACUAUGACAUCUCGGGUUGUUAUAUAUUGAGGCCAUGGGCAAUGGAAAUCUGGGAGCUGCUGAAAGAAUUCUUUGAUGCAGAAAUUAAAAAGCUGAAGCUCAAACCAUAUUAUUUCCCUUUGUUUGUUACUGAGAAUGUUCUACAGAAGGAGAAGGACCACAUUGAGGGCUUUGCUCCUGAGGUAGCUUGGGUUACUAAAUCAGGGAAAUCUGACCUGGAAGCUCCUAUUGCAAUCCGCCCCACAAGUGAGACUGUCAUGUAUCCAUACUUCUCUAAAUGGAUAAGAAGCCACCGUGACUUACCCUUGAGGUGUAACCAGUGGUGUAACGUUGUUAGAUGGGAGUUUAGCAAUCCUACUCCUUUCAUAAGGAGCCGUGAAUUUCUGUGGCAAGAAGGGCAUACAGCUUUUGCGACUAAAGAAGAGGCAGACGAAGAGGUUCUCCAAAUAUUGGAACUGUACAGAAGGAUAUAUGAAGAAUUUUUAGCAGUUCCAGUGUCCAAAGGGAGGAAAAGUGAGAUGGAAAAAUUUGCGGGUGGACUCUAUACCACCAGUGUUGAGGCCUUCGUUCCAAACACUGGUCGUGGUAUACAAGGCGCAACCUCACAUUGUCUUGGCCAGAACUUUGCCAAGAUGUUUGAUAUCACUUUUGAGAAUGAGAAAGGUGCAAGGGAAAUGGUUUGGCAAAACUCUUGGGCCUACACAACUCGCUCGAUUGGAGUGAUGGUGAUGACACACGGUGAUGACAAAGGCUUAGUAUUACCACCAAGGGUGGCACCAAUCCAGGUAAUUGUGAUUCCAGUGCCCUACAAGGAUGCUGACACAACUGCCAUAAAGGGAGCAUGCGAAUCAGCUGUUUACACUCUCAAUGAAUCUGGGUUCCGAGCGGAUUUGGACACCCGUGAAAAUUACUCUCCAGGUUGGAAGUAUUCUCACUGGGAAAUGAAAGGUGUUCCUUUGAGAAUUGAGAUUGGGCCAAAAGAUCUGGCCAACCAACAGGUGCGUGUUGUCCGCCGAGACAAUGGUGCAAAGGUUGAUAUUCCUGUGGCCAAUUUGGUUGAGGAGGUUAAAGCAUUACUGGAUGAUAUCCAAGCAAACCUACUCAAAGCAGCCAAAGAAAAGAGAGAUGCCUGCAUUGAAGUCAUCCACACCUGGGAUGAAUUUACAACUGCUCUAAACAACAAAAGGUUGAUCUUGGCUCCAUGGUGUGAUGAGGAGGAAGUUGAGAAAGAUGUGAAAGCUCGGACCAAGGGGGACCUCGGAGCGGCAAAAACAUUGUGUACUCCAUUCGAUCAGCCAGAACUUCCAGAAGGAACCCUGUGCUUCGCUUCUGGAAAGCCAGCAAAGAAGUGGUCGUUCUGGGGCCGCAGCUACUGAUUGGCCUUCCCAUGGUAUUUGGCUGCCCGCUUGGAGUUUUGAACUGAAUCCUGUAGCAUCGGAUGUGGAUCCGAAAAUCCCUUUACAUUGUGCUUUGCAACCAUUUAAUUUCUCAUGAGUCAUCGCUACUGGCAAAAGCCGUCGAUUCGAUAUACCUGUAACAGCUGACGGUCGUGUUGGAUUUGGCUGUGGCAAAGGAUGACAUCUGUUUAGCAAAAUGCAGAGUUUUGCUUAUAUCUUAGCUGUUUGCUGCACAAUGCCAUCAUCCUCACCCGAGCUUGAGACUUUUGGCCUUCACUGCUGUUCAUUUCUGCUUUUUGGGUUCA
This is a messenger RNA of Setaria italica (foxtail millet), 2010 nucleotides long. RefSeq names its product proline--tRNA ligase, cytoplasmic. Gene Ontology annotation, biological process: prolyl-tRNA aminoacylation. Gene Ontology annotation, molecular function: proline-tRNA ligase activity; ATP binding. The transcript is spliced from 12 exons. Bases 134 to 1684 code for a protein of 516 amino acids. The record is from RefSeq and is a predicted model, not a curated record. NCBI's taxonomy places the organism in Eukaryota, Viridiplantae, Streptophyta, Magnoliopsida, Poales, Poaceae. Gene Ontology annotation, cellular component: aminoacyl-tRNA synthetase multienzyme complex; cytoplasm.